Molecule: messenger RNA, 3422 nt
Organism: Caenorhabditis elegans
Lineage: Eukaryota; Metazoa; Nematoda; Chromadorea; Rhabditida; Rhabditidae
Gene: AC3.5
Product: Aminopeptidase-like protein AC3.5
Exons: 12
Coding region: 1-3273 (1090 amino acids)
Cellular component (GO): membrane
Molecular function (GO): metallopeptidase activity; zinc ion binding
Source: RefSeq, marked reviewed
AUGGAGGACGUCGACUUGGGCAAGGACCGAACUCAACUCAUUGAUUUUGUAUAUGCAAAUGGAAAUGGAUCAGCAUCAAACUUGAAUAACAGAAAUAAUAUUCCAUUGUCGGAAAAAGCGGCAAAAGAACCUCUUCAAACUCAACCCCAAGAAGCUCCACCGGCACCGAAACCCAAAGUACAGAAACAAAAACCACCUGUAAAACCAAAAAAGCGAAUUGCAUGCAGUCCAGGAUCAGCAAUAUGUCUAUUCUUGCUCGCAGUUGCUGCAAUUAUAUUUGCAGCUUUCCUCGGGCAUUAUCUUACAAAACAAAAUUACGAAAUGAUGCAAUUCAAAAGUGCCAACGAGUCGAUGACAACCUGUAAAAAUUUCACAAGAUCCCAUAAGAAACAUCAGGAUAUUGUAAAUGAAGAGGAUGCUGAUGAGAAUGCCUCAAUCAAGCAGCCAACAAAAGAAGAAUUAGCUCUACCAAAGAACGUGCAACCUGUUUGGUACGAUGUUAGCCUUUCUCCAAAAGUUGGUGGCAACGGAACCAUGGGAUUAGCUCAUGUAAAGUUGAAUAUCGAAGAGCCAACCAACAAGAUUGUUCUAAAUGCUAAGGACAUUGAAUUCACAAGAAAUUUGGAAAAGAUUCAACUUUCGAAAGAAGUUACUAAAAGAGCAAAGAAAUCGGUCGAUUCCGGUACAAACUCAACAUCCGAAAUGCCAGAAGGUUCCGGAGAAGAAGCAAUGGCAACGACUGCUACUACAACCACAACUGAGUCAACAACCCCUGUUUCGUCUUUUGUUGAUACAGGAAUCAAAGUGACAAACAUUGAAUUUGACGAGAACUUGGAGAAAGUCACUUUGACUUUGGAUCAAGAAUUGAAAAAAGGAAGUACCGUUGUUCUCAAGAUUCCAUUUACAUCAAAAGUUUCCAAUAAUAAUGGAUUAAAAGAAUACAAAUACAAAAAUUCUGAAGGAAAAGAACAAAGCAUGUUCACAACUCAACCAAGUUAUUCUUAUUUACGUCAUGUGUUCCCAAGCUUUGAUCAAGAAGCAUUCAAAGCUCCAGCUGCAAUCACUUUAAUGCAUUCAAAAGGAUCAAUUGUUGUUGCUAAUACUGGAGUAAAAACAAAGGAUGAUGGAGAUGCUCAAACUUCAACUCUCAAUAAAGUUCUCGAUCCUGAUUUUGUUAUUGGAGAUCUUGUUGCAAGUGAAGUAAACACCACUAGUGGAAUUACUAUCAGAAUUUGGACAAGACCAGAAGUCAAACACUCCACUGAACAAUCAUUGGACUAUGCUAACCAAGCAAUUGACGCAAUGGAACAUAUUCUUCAAUCAAGAUUAGAAAGCAAAAGUUUAGAUAUUGUUGCUGUUCCUGGAUUCCAAACUGGAAACAGAGUGAGCCCAUCGUUCAUUGUUCUCCCAGAAGAAGAUAUUUUGUACAAUGAACAAUCGAAUGACAUAAAUCAAAAAACUCGAAUCGCCAGAAUGAUUUCUAAUAGAAUUGCUGCUCAGUGGUUUGGUGGAAUUACAAAUCCUGAAGAGUUUGGCACAUUCUGGCUCAAUGAAGCUCUGCCAAGAUUCCUCGAAGUUGAAGCUUUGGAGAAGAUUUUAGAUAUUAAUUCGGACGAUUUAUGGACUUAUGAAAUGGAGAAAAUUCUGGAAAGAGAUGCAACAGCUACAUCUCAACCUUUAAGAGUGAAAAAUGUGUUUUCUUCUGCAGAUAUUGCCGAAAUUGAUCAUGAGUUUAUUGGAAAGAAAGGAGCUGCUGUCCUUCGAAUGAUUCAGAAAUCUGUUGGAGUUAAUGUUUUCAAUAAGGCUAUAAGAAGCUUUGUAUCUUCAUAUCGUUCGGCAUAUCCUUAUGAUGAUGGUCUCUGGAAAUCAUUCGAAAAGGCACUCGGAGGAAAAUUAAAAGGAUGGAACAAUGAGCCACUUGAUGUUGCAAAGUUCGUCAAUACUUGGGUAGAUCAAAUCGGAUUCCCACUAGUUUCCGUUGAGAAACUGGACGAUGAAACUGUAGAAUUAUCUCAAGAGAGAUUCAAGAAUGAUCAUAAAACAAAGGAACAAUUCAAAUUCCGAAAUGCUAAAUAUUGGUUUAACUGGGAAGUUCCAUUGUUCCUUAAAAGUUCUGGACCAGUUGGAAAUGUUUCAUGGCUUCAUGAAGCAUUCAGACUUCCAUUAAAUACAUCUGAUUCAAUUUAUUUGAAUACUGAUUCGAAUGGAGUUUAUCGUGUUAAUUACGAGGAGAAACGGUGGAAUGAUAUUGCAAAGCAAUUGGAAAAGUCUCACGGAAAAUUGUCAGAAAGAACUAGAGCUCGUCUUAUUUCUGAUGUGUUUGCAUUGGCAAACAGUGGAGCUCUUCCAUUCGAAACAGCUCUCAAUGUUACAUCAUAUCUUCCAAUGGAAACUGCAACUGUUCCAUGGCUUAUUGCAACACGAAUUUUCAAAAAGUUGACAGAAAGAUUAGAAGGUGCACCAAUACAAGAUAAACUUAACAGCUUCAUCUAUCAAAAAAUACACAAAAAGUUUGAAGAAAUAAGUUCAUCUCCUGGUGAAGCAAGCUCCAACUAUCUCAAAAACCGUCUUUACGCCAACCUUCUCGACUUGAUGGCCAUUGUGAAACCAGAAAAAUCGAAUGAAAAACUGAAUGAAUUAUUCGUUGAAGGAUUCCUCGCUCCGUGCCAAUUUUCUGGAAAUUUCAGCAGUGACUGCUCAGAGGUGCCAGGGGAUCUUCGAGAGAAGGUGUACUGCAAUGGAGUUGAAUUUGGAAAUGACACAGUCUUUGAAACAGUCCGCGAACUUGCCGAAAAGGAAGUCGAUGGAGCCGAAAAAGAUCUUCUCCAAAAUUCUCUCGCCUGUUUUAGAGAUCCACGUGCUCUCCGUCGCCUCAUUUUGGAUAAUCUCAACAGUACUUCUACAGUAACACUACUACUGAGAAAAAUGAAUAGCCGUCCAGUUGGAAAAGAAAUUGCAACAAAUUGGAUUAUCGAUAACUGGUCAACUGUAUUAAAAAAGAAAUUCAAAAAUGAUCCAGAAACAUUAAAUGCAAUUGCUGAUGCUGGAAUCAUUUUGGACAAUGAAAGAGAAAAGAGCAUGAUUGAGACAUUCAUGGAGCAUCAUCAUAAGAGCACACAUGGAAUUGAAAGUUUGGAUAAAAAGAUUGAAGAGGCGACAACAGAUAUCUACUGGAGAAAGCAGAAGAUUAAUGAAUUGAAUGAUUAUUUGGAUGGAAAAAUGAAAGGCCCAGCCAAAGAUGAUGAAAUGGAAAGCAGUGAAGAGCAGGAAUAAAUGAAUUUCCAUACAAUGACAAAAACUAUUAGUGACAGAUAACAUAAACACUUGAUUUUAUUUAUUAAUGUGAAACCGGUCAGAGUUCAUAAUUUUUGUUGUAACUUGUGUUUGCCUCAACAUUGAAUAAAAUGUUUAUAAAUCGGACA